UGGGCGGUCUCGUGAGCCAGCGCCGCGGGCGCAAAGCACGCUGAGAGUUGUAGUUCCGGCAUCGUACGGAAGCCGGGAGGGACGUGCGACGCGAUGUGGCCCAAAAUAUUGCUUAGGGGGGGCCGGGUGGCGGCCGGCUUGUGCCCAGCGCUGGGGCCUCGCCUCGCCGCCCGCUUUCCCCCGCAGCGGACGCCCGAGAAUCGCCUGGCCCCGCAGCGGAGCCUGCACGCGACGGCGGCCCGGGCUCUCCCGCUCAUUCCCAUCGUGGUGGAGCAGACGGGUCGCGGCGAGCGCGCCUAUGACAUCUACUCGCGACUGCUUCGGGAGCGUAUUGUGUGCGUCAUGGGCCCUAUCGAUGACAGUGUCGCCAGCCUGGUCAUCGCGCAACUGCUGUUCCUGCAGUCGGAAAGCAACAAGAAACCCAUCCACAUGUAUAUCAACAGCCCCGGUGGCGUGGUGACCUCAGGCCUGGCCAUCUACGACACGAUGCAAUACAUCCUGAACCCCAUCUGCACGUGGUGUGUGGGCCAGGCGGCCAGCAUGGGCUCCCUACUUCUGGCCGCUGGCACCCCAGGCAUGCGCCACUCGCUCCCCAACUCCCGCAUCAUGAUCCACCAGCCCUCUGGGGGUGCCCGGGGCCAAGCCACAGAUAUCGCCAUCCAGGCGGAGGAGAUCAUGAAGCUCAAGAAGCAGCUCUACAGCAUCUAUGCCAAGCACACCAAACAGACCCUGCAGGUGAUCGAGUCGGCCAUGGAGAGGGACCGCUACAUGAGCCCCAUGGAGGCCCAGGAGUUCGGCAUCUUGGACAAGGUUCUGGUCCACCCCCCACAGGAUGGGGAGGACGAGCCAGAGCUGGUACAGAAGGAGCCGGGGGAGCCAACAGUGGUAGAACCCACCCCAGCCAGCGCCUGAGAACUGGCCUCCCUCUCGCCCUCCCAGGGAGAGCGGAGGCGCCUGGCCUGCGAGCCCCUCCACACUGAGCCUGGAGGGGCCCCUUGAGGAACUGUGGAUAUGGGGCUGCCCCUGUCGGUGGGUAGCCCAACUGAGACACUGUGAUUUUAAAUUAAAUCUUUGUAGCCUUUG
Molecule: messenger RNA, 1083 nt
Organism: Cervus elaphus (red deer)
Lineage: Eukaryota; Metazoa; Chordata; Mammalia; Artiodactyla; Cervidae
Gene: CLPP
Product: caseinolytic mitochondrial matrix peptidase proteolytic subunit
Exons: 6
Coding region: 94-912 (272 amino acids)
Biological process (GO): protein quality control for misfolded or incompletely synthesized proteins
Cellular component (GO): endopeptidase Clp complex
Molecular function (GO): serine-type endopeptidase activity; ATP-dependent peptidase activity; ATPase binding
Source: RefSeq, a predicted model, not a curated record